AUGACUGUUGGUGACUAUCAGAAUUUUCGUACAGACUCUCGAAAUAUCAGUAGUAAUAUCACUGUUGAUAUGAAUAGGAAUUUCGAAAACGAAACAUGUCUUCCCCAUGCUUAUCCUUUUGCAUUUGGUGUGUAUGGGGUUCUGUGUCCGAUCAUAUUCGGUGUGACGCUUAUCACAAACAUCUUGGUCAUUGCGGUGUUUGCCCGGAAGAAGAUGCGUUCCCCAACGACUAUACUUUUGAUAGCCUUAGCAAUGAGCGAUACGCUUUCGGGAGGGGUGAUAAGCUACAUAUAUGUGUACAUAUAUGGACUUGGUCACGCGGACACUCCAAUGGACUACCCAAUGUGCUAUUUUUAUGACUACCUGUCUCAUUUAAGUUCCCUAUUCCACACAGCAUCUGUUUGGAUUACAACAUGUUUAGGGAUUCAGCGCUAUAUUGUAAUCGCUCAUCCGUUCGUGGGGCCAAGACUAUGUACGAUUCGUGUUUCUCUGUUUAGUGUAUUAGGUAGCCUUUUUCUCGCGGCUGCAAUGUACACCCCGAGAUUUCUCUACACUAACUACGACUUCAUUCGGGUUGUUGAUGAAAACGGUUUCACACAAGACCUGUGCCUUUGUCACGACAAUCCCGACAUCUCAGAAAAAUACGAGAGACUUGUUAACAUCUUUCGUUGUGCUCUUGGUCAACUUGUGCCUUGUACUCUGCUGAUAGUGACCACAUUUCUCCUGGUCCGGAAGUUGAAGACAGAAUCAAAACGGAUAUUACUUCUUCACGCGCACGAAGAGAACGAACGUGAGCGCCGAGACUUCCGGCAAAUCAAAAGGACCUCCCAAAUGAUAAUUAUUCUCGUGGUCAUGUUUAUAUUGGUAGAACUUCCGAAUGGAAUGGUAUUCGCCAUUUUGUUUUACGAUAAUACAUUGUUUAGUAGUCUAACCACGCUUUACCUUGCCGUUAUCCUCAACGUUCUCGUGUACGUGAGUUUCCUAGUAAACUUUUGGAUUUAUGUAUGUCUCAGCGCUCAAUUUAGGAAAUCUCUCAACGAUUUACUGCAGAUUCGGAAAUGUUUCAAAAAGAUUUCAAUGAAACGAAUGGAUAAGACUAUCACCUCUUUGGAUUUCAACUAA
Ylistrum balloti is the source of this 1122-nucleotide messenger RNA. RefSeq names its product sex peptide receptor-like. Bases 1 to 1122 code for a protein of 373 amino acids. Gene Ontology annotation, cellular component: membrane. The record is from RefSeq and is a predicted model, not a curated record. Gene Ontology annotation, biological process: G protein-coupled receptor signaling pathway. Gene Ontology annotation, molecular function: G protein-coupled receptor activity. The transcript has a single exon. NCBI's taxonomy places the organism in Eukaryota, Metazoa, Mollusca, Bivalvia, Pectinida, Pectinidae.